AUGAAUCGUCUACCGCCGGUAUCAAGCCUUAUGUCUCCGCCAGAGAUGAAAUCUCUCGACAGUUUCAACCAGUCUCUGUCUCCCUGCCACUCGCAACUGCCUUCAUUCGAUGAGAAUAAUACCCUUCCUCCCAUCUCUGCCGACAGAAAACGCACCCAAUCUGAGAUGGAUCUUCCCUCGCCACCCGUUACCCCAUACGUUGGGAACAAGAAAAAGUCAGAUAUCCACGAUCAUAUCGAGAGGGAUGUUAUCGCUGUUUCUACAAAAGACCCAGUCCUCUUCCCUCAGAACGAUACAGAUAUUCUACCUGAUGAGCCGCUCUUUGGCCCGCAAUUGGCUCUGGUCGCUGAGGGCUUGGUGGAUAAACACAUGGCGACCCAGAUGAUAAGAUUCCAGGACAAAAAGAACAAGCCAACUCGCAAAGAAUACAUUUUUGCCUUGUCCUGCGUCCCAAUCGUUGGGAAACAAUAUAACCAGAAUCCUGGUGCCUGGGCCAUGAAGGAGAGAGAAUUCCUGGAUCGACAACUGUCAGUGACUAAGCGGGUUGGCCACGAGACCGUGAUGAAAUUAAAAACGAUCGCUCCAGCGCCUGCAAAGAGGACUUCUAACGGCAGUGGUGCGCGAGCCCCACGACCCCGACCGCGGCGUACUCCCAAAUCUACCCCAAGACAACGAGUCUACGAUUCUUUCGAUAUCGCCACCCCAGCCCCGAAACCUGCUCGAGUCAUUGGAACCAAUCGUGAUGAUACGGAUUACAGGUCACUGCCAGAUUAUUGCCCUUCCAUUGAAACCCUCCGAGGAAAUACAAAGGGAUUGAAGGCAGACUGGAAGGGACAAAUGCUGGAUCUUACAAAUGACCCAGAUCGCCACGAACUCGACCCCGCAGAAGUGGGUCUCGCCGCCACCCUUCGUCUAUCGUGCGCUACCUAUCUCUGUAGCAAACGACGCAUCUUUGAAGCGCGUCUCAACGCCCUUCGCAUUGGUAAAGAAUUCCGCAAAACUGACGCCCAGCAGGCUUGCAAAAUCGACGUCAAUAAGGCGAGCAAGUUGUGGACGGCGUAUGAAAAGGUUGGCUGGUUCAAUAGGGAGUACUUUCGGCAGUAUCUCUAA
Messenger RNA from Paracoccidioides lutzii Pb01, 1110 nucleotides. RefSeq names its product SWIRM domain-containing protein. The record is from RefSeq and is a predicted model, not a curated record. The transcript has a single exon. Gene Ontology annotation, biological process: regulation of transcription by RNA polymerase II; chromatin remodeling. The coding region runs from base 1 to 1110 and encodes 369 amino acids. Gene Ontology annotation, molecular function: protein binding; chromatin binding; transcription coactivator activity. Gene Ontology annotation, cellular component: nucleus; SAGA-type complex.